This is a messenger RNA of Rhinopithecus roxellana (golden snub-nosed monkey), 2175 nucleotides long. It is a transcript of the gene TMEM204, whose product is annotated as transmembrane protein 204. The transcript has 4 exons. The coding region runs from base 127 to 1101 and encodes 324 amino acids. Lineage: Eukaryota; Metazoa; Chordata; Mammalia; Primates; Cercopithecidae. The record is from RefSeq and is a predicted model, not a curated record.
UGGGCCUCCCAAAGUGCUGGGAUUACAGGCUUGAGCCACUGCGCCCGGCCAACAGCCGUCUUUUAAAAAGAUCAAAGCCUAUGAAUAACUUCAAAGCUUUCACCGGCUCUCAGAACCCGGUGUCCUAUGGAAAGCCCGAGACUUGGGUCUCUGCGUGACUCAGGCCAGGCGCCCUUCUUCCAGACUCUGCCUGCUCUGCUGAAGGAGCUGCAGCCCCGUUACUGUGCUGAGCCUCUCGCGGGGGCAGCGGUUUCACGGGCCCUGGAGGUGGGGCCGGGUGUUCGUGUGCUUUGGGACCAUCACAGGCAUCCAGCCUGCAGAGCACCCCCCGCUGGGGGAGGGAGUUCCCUGCCGGCCCUUGGCUGCAGCUCUGCACCUCCAGGCCUCCUAACUGCUGCCACCAACACCCACAUGUGGCCCAGGCAGCCCAGUCUCAUGGCAGUUGGGAGCCUUGGCACCCCUCCCUGUUGCUACCUCUUGCAUUCCUCCAGUCACAGGGCCGCGUGUAGCCUCUGGGGCGUUGUUUGCAUCUGUCCCAGGUCCCCGGCUGUCCACUUGCUUAGGCCUGGUCACCUCAGGCCAGCAGGACACACGAGCCCCUCACAGAGCCCCCUAGACAGCCUCCUGCUCACCUGCCUGCGUCUACUGCUCCUCCCUGAGCCCUGGUCAGCCCCUUGGACAAUAUUCACAACAUCCUCCUGCAACUUGCACGGCAUCUGCAGGUGGCUGACCCUCAGCGAACCUGAGCAGCGAAGGUUUGUCCACAGGAGGGAAGCGUCAUGGAAGCUCUUUGUGAACGAGACUCAGUUCAGGAAAAGGAACAGGCUCGAUGGGGAUACGACCACUGCAGCCAGGCCCGGCGGCUGGGAUGCACCUUUCCGAUCAGGAAGACGUGGGACCCAGGGCUUGCAGGCAGUGCAGUUCGACAUGAUGCGUGCCUGCAACCUGGUGGCCACGGCCGCGCUCACCGCAGGCCAGCUCACCUUCAUCCUGGGGCUGGUGGGCCUGCCCCUGCUGUCACCCGAUGCCCCGUGCUGGGAGGAGGCCAUGGCCGCCGCGUUCCAACUGGCAAGACAAGACAGAGUGAGGAGAACACGCUAGCACGUUCCACACACCCUAAGCCGACGGUGAGGGGCCUGCACGAGCACACGCCAUGUGCCUGGCUCAGACACAGAUGCAGACGGCACGACCAUCACGAGGACCCUGGCUUCCCUAAGCCACCAUGCGAGUGGGGGAGGAGGCCCGGCCUUGCAGGCGAGGGGGCCAUCGCUGCUCAGAGCCUCCUCUCAAUGCUCUAGACCCAACGCCCUGGGACAGAGCUUGAAAAGACCUGGCGUCGUAGAGGGUGACAGUGAUGAGGUCGUUGUAAAUGACCUAUGGAAUGGUCCUGCAGCGUUCUAGACAAGUGGUGGAGCCACAGCAGUGUCCAGCCAUGACCCCCAGCGACCCGAGGGGCUCUGCUGGUCUUCUGUGGCUGACUGAGAGGUGUGAGGACCGCGGGCACCUGCGGCAGGCUCAGGUCUCCUGCUGCUCACUGGGACAGGUCAGCCUGGUGACCGCAGAGACAGGGACACAAAGAAAGCGAGCACGUCAGCCCAUGGCUGAGCGUGGCCAGCACAGAGCUGCCCGCACCCUCCUCCUCCUCCUCCUCCUCCUCGGGGCCAGUGCGGUAUUCUGCAGGUUGCCCUGCAGCUCCCACAGAGGAAGUGGCAGGAAGUCCAGAGUGAAUCAUUCUAGGAAUCAUGAUCCUGGACCCUUAUCUUUCUUGAGAAAUACAAUUUCCAGAAUGAGGCUGACAGACGGCGGGGGCAGGUAUUCCUGCACUGGAAAGUGCCCCAGGGCGAGUCAGGCCGGGCUCUCUGGGCGCUAUUAAUAGCAUGGUGUGAUAGCAUGGUGUGGCCUUGGGCAAGUCACUUCCCCUGGCGGACAGGGGCGGGACGGGAGGGUGCCUCCAGGCUUCAGUGGAAGAGCACAGGGCGUGGAGCCCGGAACUGGAGCUGCGUCUUGUCUCCAUCACCAUCCACGUGGGGUCGGGCGGAUUACUGAGCUAACAUGAGCCUCUGCGUGCCCAAUUUCGAAAAGGGUAAUUUCUGCCCCCACCCAGCUGAUUGUAAGAACGAAUGAGACAGGCACGUGGGACAGAGGACUGACUCUGCCUCCUCCCCUCCUGCAUGA